AUGGAGCAUCAUCAUCUUUGUACUUCUUCAUCUUUCCUACUACUCUUCUUAUUCAGUUCUAUUCUUGUCACUAGCCAGUUCACAUUUGGUAGCAGCAAGCAAGCUUCUGAUCAUUCAAAUGUCACCUGUAUUGAAAGUGAACGACGUGCCCUUCUUCAACUCAAACAUGGGUUGAAAGAUGAAUCAAAUCGUCUGUCAUCUUGGAUUGGAGAAGGCUGUUGUUCAUGGGAAGGAGUUGGUUGCCACAAAACCACUGGCAGUGUUUUGAAACUUGAUCUGCGCAAUACGGUGCCACUCUAUUUUGAUGAGGAUUAUCACUGCACAAAUUGCUUGGGAGGCCAAUUAAGUCCAUCUUUGGCCAAUUUGACCAAUUUGCGAUACUUGGAUUUGAGUGUGAAUAAUUUUUCAACAUUCCAAGUUCCCACAUUCCUUGGAUUGUUGAAAAACUUGAGAUACCUCAAUCUCUCCAAUGCAAAAUUUGAUGGUGAAAUUCCUCACAAUUUGGGAAAUCUCUCGCAUUUACGGUAUUUAGAUAUUGGAUUAUCAUCAAGUGGAUCGAUGAUUAAGGAUCUCAGGUGGGUUGCUAGGCUCUCUUCUCUAGAAGUCCUAGUCCUAUCCUUGGUGAAUCUUAGUACCGCUCAAGAUGGAUUACGGGCAAUUAGCAUGCUUCCUUCACUAACAACACUAGACUUGUUUGGUUGUCAUCUUUUUAUCCAUUCUCAUCUUUCACCGGUCAAUUUCACAUCUCUUUCUUCCCUUGACCUUGGUGAAAAUAAUUUCAGCAACCACAUGAUCCCUCCUUGGCUUGGUAAUCUCACAGGCCUCCUUGAUCUUCGUCUUGGUGAUAAUAAUUUGUCUAAUCCAGUUCAUGGCUUGUUUGAGCAAAUGACCUCUCUUCUUCGCCUCGAUCUAUGGGGAAACCGGUUUGAUGUUUCAUUCUUCAAAUCACUUUGCAACCUGAGCAAUCUUACUUAUUUGGAUCUGAGUAGCAAUGACUUGCAAUUGUCAAUACCAAGUGAAAUAGGCCAGCUUUCAAGACUAGCUGCACUAUCUUUGUUCGGAUUUAACUUAUAUGGUUCCAUACCAGUCAGUCUUGGGCGGCUAACAAAGCUACAAGUAUUGGACAUUAGUUACACUUCAUUAACUGGUGAAUUAUCUGAAGACCAUCUUGGGAAACUUGGAGAGCUACAGGCAUUGUUCCUAUCUCAUAGCUUCCUCACUCUGAAUUUGAGCUCCACAUGGGUGCCUCCUUUUCAACUCCAACAACUUGAAAUGGCAUCCAUCAAAGUAGGCCCCCAGUUUCCAGGUUGGCUUCGGACGCAGAAGUUUGAAGAGUUAGACAUGAGCAAUGCGGGUAUUUCAGAUGCCAUACCCAGUUGGUUUCGAGUACUUUGUUAUGAUAUUAGCUCAUUAGAUCUCUCCAACAACAACAACCUAACUGGCAAUCCGUUGGAGUUCAAAGAAGUGAAGAAUAAUAAUUAUCGAUUUGUAUCUCUAAGCUCCAACAAAUUGGAGGGAUCUCUCAAAUCAUUUCCAUCGGAUAUUUCAAGUUUAGAUCUCUCACAAAAUUUUCUUACUGGAGAGAUUCCACCGCCUUACGUUGGUGAAAUGGGUGCAUCUACUUAUUUUCUCAAACUCAGUGGUAAUCGUUUCACAGGAAGUAUCCCAGAAGACUUGUGCAAGUUGAAAAGUUUAUCAGAAUUGGAUCUAUCCAACAAUCUUCUCUCCGGAAAAGUUCCUCUGUGCUUCGGCAGCUUGCGAUUCUUGUGGGUCCUAAACUUGGCAAAUAACAAUCUGUGCGGUCAAAUUCCAAGUUCACUGGGUAACUUGGGGGCACUUGAGAUUCUGCAUUUGAAUGGAAACAAAUUCAUUGGAAGGCUCCCGUCCUCAAUGCAGCAUCUGAGCAAUUUGGUGAUUUUUGAUCUUGGUGACAAUGGGCUAAGGGAUACCAUACCAGCUUGGAUUGGGGAAAUGUCAUCAAAUUUAAUGUUUCUAAGAUUUCAGUCAAAUAACUUCUAUGGAGGUAUUUCUGACAAGCUCUGCCUACUCUCAAAUCUUCAAGUGCUGAACCUGGCACAUAAUAACUUAACAGGAUAUAUUCCUCAUUGUUUUAACAACUUCUCAAUGAUGGUAUCAAGUGAACAUGGAAGCAUUCUCACGAUAACUUACGAUACCACCAACCUUCAAAACUAUAAGGGAGGAAAUGAACUUGAGUACUCCUUUGGGAACCUUGUGCUCAUUAAAUCCAUAAGCCUCUCAACAAAUAAUUUAGUGGGUGAGAUCCCUGAUGGGAUAAUGGAUCUGGCUGGUAUACAAACUUUGAACCUUUCUCACAACCAUUUGACUGGAAGGAUCUCUGAGAAGAUUGGCAACUUAAAGCGACUUGAAACGCUAGAUCUAUCAAUGAAUGAAUUCUUCGGUGCAAUACCUAACAACUUAUCAACAAUAAACUCAUUGAGCUUCCUAAAUUUGUCACACAAUAGCCUUUCAGGGGAAAUACCAUCAGGAAAUCAACUUCAGACCUUAACCGAUCCAUCCAUCUAUGAAGGAAAUAAUGGACUUUGUGGCAAGCCACUCCCAAAGAGCUGCCCCGAGAACAAGUCACCAGCCAAAAAUGAUCCUAUCCUAGAUGACAAAGAUCAUGGUGAGUUUGAUUGGUCAUGGUUUUAUGCUGGUCUAGGACCUGGUUUUGCUCUCGGCCUCGUGGGAUUCUUGGCAAUCCUUCUCUUCAAGAGGUCUUGGCGCUAUGCAUACUUCGAGUUUCUGGAAAGUGCAAGUGACAGAAUUGCCGCAAUGAUAGCAUUGAAGACUACUCGGCGUGCGAGGAACUUCCGUUGA
Coffea eugenioides is the source of this 2838-nucleotide messenger RNA. Its product is annotated as receptor-like protein EIX2. Gene Ontology annotation, molecular function: protein binding. The coding region runs from base 1 to 2838 and encodes 945 amino acids. The transcript has a single exon. The record is from RefSeq and is a predicted model, not a curated record. Lineage: Eukaryota; Viridiplantae; Streptophyta; Magnoliopsida; Gentianales; Rubiaceae.